Penicillium bovifimosum is the source of this 594-nucleotide messenger RNA. RefSeq lists its product as uncharacterized. NCBI's taxonomy places the organism in Eukaryota, Fungi, Ascomycota, Eurotiomycetes, Eurotiales, Aspergillaceae. The coding region runs from base 1 to 594 and encodes 197 amino acids. The transcript has 3 exons. The record is from RefSeq and is a predicted model, not a curated record.
AUGGCUAUCGCGGGCCACAUCUCACCAUUCUGCCCUGCCUUCAAUCAGCGCCUCAUUUCCUUCGAGGGCGUCUCGCGUUCAUCAUCUCCCCGGCCCGAGAGCAGACCCGAGGAAGGUGCAGCAUCCCGCGGCAGUGUUCACGUCCGGAAAGUGGUCAUCCUCAUUCGCUGGGAGAAUGAUGAUAUCGGUGCGGAGGAGAACAUCGCGGCUUACAUCGCCACCAUGGGGAAAAUCAUGGAUAUCCUUGGCAUCCAGCAUACCGUCCACAUCCUGGAAGUGAAGGACCUUACCCCAGGUUGGAAUCUUCAAGCCAAGAUCCGCAUCAUCUUCCGGGGAUAUGUGAAUUUUGGCGACACUCAGACAGAACAGACUUUAUUGACUAAUCGCUCGACCGUCGCCAUGGCGGACACCGAGCACGGGGAUGACAACCCCACAAUUCAGUCACACUUUUUUCCUGCUGGCAUCAACAAUCCAAGCACCCAGGUUGCCUCCGAUGGCACCAAAAACCAGGGUUACAACUUACCUGCAAUCGCUUCUGCUAAAAUGCAGACAGUGAAAGCUCUCGACCAUGAAUCGAGAAACCCACGCGGAUAG